Messenger RNA from Fundulus heteroclitus (mummichog), 949 nucleotides. RefSeq names its product myozenin 2b (gene myoz2b). Gene Ontology annotation, cellular component: Z disc; actin cytoskeleton. The coding region runs from base 211 to 843 and encodes 210 amino acids. Lineage: Eukaryota; Metazoa; Chordata; Actinopteri; Cyprinodontiformes; Fundulidae. The record is from RefSeq and is a predicted model, not a curated record. The transcript has 5 exons. Gene Ontology annotation, molecular function: telethonin binding; FATZ binding; actin binding.
UUGAGUGUUUGACAGGUUAAAUUUAGCCUAUUGAUGUAAGCUGCAUUCCACUCACAACGGAGACAGAGACACACUCACAGUUUGGCUUUAGUGUCCGUGAGCGUGAAGAUCAGCAAAGAUCACACUGACUGACCCCUCCGUCUCCGUGUCUCCCCCUUCAAGGAUACGGGCUGCAGCACCGCAGGGACACAACGGGCAGGAGACACUGUCAUGGACCUGGGAAAGAAGCUCAGCACUCCUAAAGACAUCAUGCUGGAGGAGCUGUCGCUGCUCUCCAACAGAGGUUCUCGGCUUUUCAAAAUGCGCCAGAGGAGGUCUGACAAGUACACGUUUGAAAGCAUUCAGAAUGAAGCCAACGCGCUGCUGAAUAAUGAUAUUUUUAAUCAGAACACGCACUCUGUGGAAAUUAAAGUGGAGCCACCGGCGCUUGGAAGCGCUGCAAACUCAACUUCAGACAUGGCCGCGGAAAAGCUGGACACCACGCCUGCGCACAAGGCGUACCACUCGCCGUGGGAGCAGGUCAUCCUGAGUGACCCCAACCUCGCUGAAACUCUCCAGCUCAGAAUGCCAGACCCGGAGCCGCAGCAGGAGCUCCCUGAAUUCAAAUGCUUCAACCGGGUUGCCACUCCUUACGGUGGCUUUGAAAAAGCUCCAAGAGGAAUCACGUUCAAGCUCCCUGAGGUGGACCUGAGCCCGCCGGAGUACCAGGAGCUCAGCGAUCCACGGGCGAAGCGGCCCACCUUCAACCGGACGGCCCAGGGAUGGAUAUCUGAGGGCACUCACCUCAUCCUACCAACUAUCACCCUGGAGCCCUGCAGUGUGCCCGAGUCUGAUGACCUGUAGAUGACUUCACUGGAACAUGGCAACAGAAAACAGAAAGAGACAGGGUGGUGGAAGCUGGUGUCUAUUAGUUACACCACUACCAUUUCUUCUUCAUAGAAUUUAAUAU